Molecule: messenger RNA, 1182 nt
Organism: Maniola jurtina (meadow brown)
Lineage: Eukaryota; Metazoa; Arthropoda; Insecta; Lepidoptera; Nymphalidae
Exons: 5
Coding region: 1-1182 (393 amino acids)
Source: RefSeq, a predicted model, not a curated record
AUGAGUGAUGACACAGCUAUUUCUCCGGGCUAUAUCCAGAGAGAUAACCAUCCUGACCUUGCAUUAGGAUCUGUUAGUGAUGAUUUUGAUAUCCCCACAAAAUCUGAUGGUGAAGACUUUCCUAAACUAACACCUCAUGGCAAGCAGAGUCUUAAACGUAGUCAUUACAUUAGUAAACUCAUACCCCAAAAUUAUGAUGAUGUUGAUAAACAAAAGCAUGAAAAAGAAAAUUAUGGUAGUGAUAAUAAAAAACUUACUCGAAGGUUGAAUGACGCUAAAGAUGAUGAUAAACAGAAACGUGCUGAAGAAAGUAAUGAUUAUGGUGAUAAUGAAGAACAAGGUGAAGGACUGAAUGAAGGUGAUAAACAAGAAUUUGAUGAUGAAGAAGAUGGUGGAAGACUGAAUGACGCUAAUGAUGAGCAAGUACUUGAUGACGAAGGAAAUGAUGAUGGUAAUCAGAAACGUGCUAAAGAAAAUAAUGAUUAUGGUAAUAUUGAAGAACAAGGGGAAGAACUGAAUGAGGAUGAUAAGCAACAAUUUGAUGAUGAAGAAGAUGACAGUAUUAAUCAGCAACGUACUGAAGAGAAUCAUGGUGAUAGUGAAAAACCUGAUGUAGGACUGGAUAAUGGUGAUAAUGAAGAACUUGAAGAAAGUGAUGAUGAAGAUAUUGAAAAAAAUAAUCAUGGUGAAGCUAAAAAUCAAGAGAUGAUGGAAUUGGGUGACAUGAAUGACGGUAGCCGAGAAAACUUUGAUAAUAUUGUUAAUGACACAAAGAUGGAUAAGACGCAUCAAAAAACAGAAGAAUUAAAAGAUUCGAUGUUUGACGCGGAGUAUGAUGAAACCGAGGAAAAUGAAGUAAACUUCGUAGAAUACAAGGAUAACUGCCCGAAGGAGUGUCCAGCCCGUCAGGUCAUGGUAUGCGCGCGCUGCCAGCACAAUAUUCACCGUACCUUCCUCAGCAUUUGCCACCUCAGGAUGUUUAACUGUCAGCAUCCUAAUGAGAAGCUGGAACUAGUCAGUCGACAGCCCUGUGUGCAAUCAGCGCCAUUUUUGACUGGCUUUCCUACUGCCAAGGCCAAGAUAUCAGCUCCUGGAGACCAGGACACAGUUUUGAAGUUCAUCCGUUGUAGAGAAAAGGAGAGGUUGGAACGAGAUCCGAGGUGCGCGUUUCGACAAAAAUAA